Messenger RNA from Varanus komodoensis (Komodo dragon), 3626 nucleotides. It is a transcript of the gene PRDM4, whose product is annotated as PR/SET domain 4. Gene Ontology annotation, cellular component: nucleus; cytoplasm. The transcript has 11 exons. Lineage: Eukaryota; Metazoa; Chordata; Lepidosauria; Squamata; Varanidae. Gene Ontology annotation, biological process: transcription by RNA polymerase II; cell fate commitment; regulation of transcription by RNA polymerase II. The record is from RefSeq and is a predicted model, not a curated record. Gene Ontology annotation, molecular function: histone methyltransferase binding; histone deacetylase binding; RNA polymerase II cis-regulatory region sequence-specific DNA binding. The coding region runs from base 519 to 2885 and encodes 788 amino acids.
AGGAGAAAGGAGUGGAGAGAAAAGCCGCCGCUGCGCGCGAACAUGGAGAGAGAGUGCGGGAGCGGGGGUCGCACUUCCUGGAUGUAGAACAAAGCGGAAGCCAUCGCCGUUCUGAGCGUGACCCCCUCCCUCCUCCCUGUCUCUGCCCGCGCUGUCGCUCUUCUUUCCACUCCGAGGAGGGGCUGUUCUGGAGUGCACCACUACCCCUUCCCGAGGGGGGCGCUGUGUUCGGUUGGGGCGGCGAAUUGUCCCCCCGGCCCCCUCCUCGGCUCCCGCGCUCCGUUCGCUGGUCGGCCCAUGAGGUUGCGGUGGCGGCCGGCGGCGCUUCCCGGGCCUGAACUCCGUUGCUGCCGGAGUCGCUUGUGACUGCCUUAGACCGAUGCUCGCUCGGCUGGGGCGGAGAGGAGCGGCUCCUGGCGGGCAAGGGCCGGAGCGGGGAGACCAGAUGAGGAGGAGGAGACGGAGGGUGUUGCCGCCGCCGCCGCCGGGCCCCUCAUAAUCCCGGCCUUGCCAGGCAGAUGCAUCCCAGGAUGAAUGAAAUGAACCUGAGCCCUGUAGGGAUGGAGCAGCUGACAUCUUCCUCUGUGAGCAACGCUCUGACUGUUGCAGGAAGCCACUUAGGACUGGCUUCCUCACCAACACACAAUGCCAUACCAGCACCAGGAUUGCCAGUUGCAAUUCCAAAUUUGGGGCCCUCCUUGCCAUCUGCUCUGUCUCUGAUGCUUCCGAUGGGGAUUGGGGAUAGAGGAGUGAUGUGUGGUAUACCAGAGAGAAAUUACACCCUACCUCCACCACCUUACCCUCAUCUGGAGAGCAGCUACUUCAGGCACAUUCUCCCUGGUCUCCUGUCUUAUUUAGCUGACAGACCUCCACCUCAGUACAUCCAUCCCAACAAUAUAAAUGUUGAUAGCAAUCCAGCUUUAUCUGUCUCAAACAACCCUUCAGGCCUAGAUCCUUACCAGCCAAAUGGUACAGUGGGUCUUGAACCUGGCAUUGUCUCCUUGGAUUCCCGCUCAGUGAAUGCACACAGCGCCCAAAGCUUGCAUUCCAGUGAUAGCCAUGAGGUAGCUUUGGAUACAACAAUUGCCAUGGAAAGUGUCUCGAGGGUUACCAGUCCGAUUUCUACUGACCGAAUUGCUGAAGAACUUACAAUGGGUGAUGUAGCAGGAGAUCAUUCACAAAUUGCAAAUGGCAACCAUAAUCAUGAGUCUUUAGCUGUGGAUGCUGUCAGUAGCAGUUUAGCUACAGAUACUGUAGGGCAUAAUGGCGUCAUCCCUAUUCACGGCAACAGUUUAGAGCUUCCAGUUGUUAUGGAGCCUGACCAUAUUGCCGGUCGUGUUAGUGGGAUAUCUGACAGAACACUUGGAGACACGAUUCAUACAGUAGCCAUGAGUAGCAACUCUGUGAGUGUUGCACUUUCUACCUCACACAACCUGACAUCCCUGGAGUCUGUCUCUUUACAUGAAGUGGGUCUCAGUUUGGAGCCUGUGACCGUGUCCGCCAUAAGCCAGGAAGUAGCCAUGGGACAAAACCAUGUGGAUGUCUCCUCGGACAAUCUUGCCUUUGUGCCAUCGUCACUGCAGAUGGAAGACUCCAAUUCAAACAAGGAGAAUAUGGCUACUCUGUUUACCAUAUGGUGCACACUGUGUGACAAGGCCUACCCAUCUGAUUGUCCAGAUCAUGGGCCUGUGACCUUUGUUUCAGACACCCCAAUAGAGAGUCGAGCUAGGCUUUCUCUCCCAAAACAGCUUGUUGUCCGCCAAUCUAUCAUGGGCGCUGAAGUUGGUGUGUGGGCUCAAGAGACCAUUCCUGUACGCACUUGUUUUGGACCACUCAUUGGGCAGCAGAGUCACUCCAUGGAAGUAGCUGAUUGGACAGACAAAACAGCCAAUCACAUUUGGAAGAUGUACCAUAAUAAUGUUUUGGAGUUCUACAUCAUCACAACUGAUGAACAUGAAUGUAACUGGAUGAUGUUUGUGCGGAAAGCCAGGACCCAGGAAGAACAGAAUCUGGUAGCUUAUCCUCAUGAUGGAAAGAUUUACUUCUGCACCUCACGAGAUAUCCCUCCAGACCAUGAACUUCUUUUUUACUAUAGUCGAGAUUAUGCCCGACAGAUUGGUGUUCCUGAGCAUCCUGACAUGCACACUUGUCACUGUGGAAAAGAAUGUGCUUCUUACACAGAAUUCAAGGCGCACCUGAAUAGUCACAUCCACUUCCCCAGUCAGGGACACAGCACCAGCCAUGGACCAGGCCACAGUAAGGAAAGGAAGUGGAAAUGCUCCAUGUGUCCUCAAGCAUUCAUCUCGCCUUCCAAGCUCCAUGUUCAUUUCAUGGGGCACAUGGGUAUGAAGCCACACAAAUGUGAUUUCUGUAGCAAAGCCUUUAGUGACCCUAGCAAUCUCCGUACACACCUCAAAAUUCAUACAGGUCAAAAGAAUUAUCGCUGUGCUCUCUGUGAGAAGUCAUUUACUCAAAAGGCCCACCUGGAGUCACACAUGGUUAUCCACACAGGGGAGAAAAACCUGAAGUGUGAUUACUGUGACAAACUAUUCAUGCGACGGCAAGACCUGAAGCAGCACAUACUUACCCAUACACAAGAAUGUCAGAUCAAGUGUCCCCAGUGUGAGAAACUGUUCCUGAGAACAAAUCACCUAAAGAAACACUUAAACUCUCAUGAAGGAAAGCGUGACUAUGUAUGUGAAAAGUGCUCCAAGGCUUACUUGACAAAAUACCACCUCACUCGCCACCUUAAAAUCUGUAAAGGACCCACCUUCAGCCUCUCAGCCCAGGAGGAGGAGGAGGAGGAGGAGGAGGAGGAUUCUUCAGAGGAGAAAGAAUUGAUCAAUUCUGCAAGAAGUGAAGACUUAAUACCAGCGUGUAUGUGACAAAUGAUACUCUCUUGCCACAAAUAAGAAAUGGCGUUCCUAAAUUGUAAAUUGACUCAGCUUCCUAAAAUCAUGUUUAUCAAAGUAAUAUUUGUACAGUGGACCUCUGUUCAGUGACCAGAGUUCAUGCCUUUAACAAAAAUGGCUUGUGUAUUUUUUCAGAAAGGUUCUCAGAAAGCUUAAACCACUGUACCACCUACUCACUUUCAUCUGUUAGAGUUGUACUAUUUGUGACUCGGUUGAUGUGACAUGCAUGACUUUUAGAAUGGAACAGGUUGUUACAAUUAUGAACAGUCCACUGUUUGGAAUAAUAUCAGAUAUCCUAUUUUACAAGUUAAUAGUACCUUAGAAUAUGCAAAUCAAAUUCAUUAUUACAGCCGCAUAAUGCUCUGACUUGACUUGUAUAAAAUAGCAUUGGGCUCCAUUGUUUAAAUCAGCAUUCAUUGUAUACCAAUGAAUUAAGUGCUCAUGUGUUCACAACUGAGUAUUUUCAAAUGACUAAAGUGUAACAGUACGGUGUGGGAUCCAUACAGAAAGGCAUGCUUGUGUUUGGAAUGCAGACUUGGUUUUAGCAUGAGCCAGAGUUUAACUAAGCAGUGGUUGCGGCAUAUGGUAUUAUCUAUACUGUAACUGGUAACCAUUUCCUUUCGGGAAGGGGAAUUCUGCUGCUAAUGUAUUUAUGGGAGGAAAAUAUUUAAAAAUCUGUUUCCUUAUGGAAAAAAUUAAAAUACUGCUUUUUAA